AUGGAUCUUCCUUCUGGCUCUUCCGACUUUGCGUCGCCUGAGGGUAGCAAGAGGAGAAAACGCUCCAAACAGCCUCUGAUAGAGAACAUCAUCGACAUAGAAUCUACCACCUUCACUGGACAAAUAACACCUUCAUUCGAUGUCGUCAAGAACCGCGUAUCAAUAGCCUGUAAAUCGUGUCGAUCUAGAAAAGUCAAAUGUCUACCUACCUGGUCUGCCUCUGAUCCUUUGGAACCUCCUGGACCUUGCAAACAAUGUAUAAAAGCUGGAAAUGGGAAUGGAGAAGGAUGUUUCUACCCACCUUCUAAGGAUAGGGCAGCGUUCUCGAGACAGUAUGUUUCAGGCUUGGAAGCUAGGAUGGAGGCUUUGGAGUCCAUGGUGAAGAGGAUGUUACCGGUCUUUGAGGCUGUGGAGAAGGACAGAAAAAUUGCGAAUCCGUCCCCUGAAGAGACAUAUGUGAGGCAGGUGGACGAGAUGGCCGAGGUCAGUGAUCGAGGUGAUCAGUUUGCCUUGGUCAACUCGACCCUUUCAGGCUCGCGGCCAAUGCAAAGCCAGAUACAUCCUAGCGAUCCCUCAUCCUCAUCCACUACCGUGUCUACUCAUCCGCGUCCCCUCCCUGCCAACCGUGACCGUGACCGCCCGUCAACUGCUGGCUCGUUGAAAUACGGCCGAUACACCUAUGACGACAACGGCAAACCACGAUGGAUAGGCGGAUACAACACCUUUUCCAUCCUCGACACCUACAUUCACUCGACACCUACAGCCCAUAUGCUCUCAUCCUCCUCAUCUUCCUCGGCUUCGCGUCGAUUCUCCCCAACUCCCAGCUUCCCAACCGAUCAAUGGCGCCUACACGCUUCUGCUGCUUCGCCAGAAUCUGGUGGAGUAUUGAGGCGUAUGUGGCCGUCUCUGGACCAGCUGGUUUUCCCAUCGGAAGAACACGAGAGAGCGAUGAUAGACGCAUAUUAUACCCAAGUUCAUCCUAUUCUACCUGCGGUCCCGGAACAUCGUCUGAGAGAGUUAUAUGAGGCAUUAGUCAUAAGGAGGAAACAACACGACUUUGCAUCUGCAGAAGCUUUCUGGGCGUUGAUAUUCGCAAUAUUUGCCUUGGGGGAGAGGGCUUUGGUGAAUACGGGUGUAUGGGAGCAGGCUAGGCAUGAUCCAUCUGGAAAACACGCCGUGAAGCCUGACGCAGGAUUAGUGUGGUACGAAAUAGCGGAAACACUGCACUAUCUCAGCUGUCGAGAUGUUGACCACUUUCAGGUUCAAUGUUUGACUCUGCUGGCAGCGUAUCAGGCUAGCGUCAAUCAAAUGCCUCGUGCUUGGCUCCUGGCAGGUCAAGCCAUGCGGUUCGCUUUGGAUAUGGGAUUGCAUACACGUUACCAUCGGAAAGAAGCUACAGCUCACAACAGGCAAGCGGGAAGCAGUCUAUGGUGGACUAUAUACGGGUUGGAAAGACUACUGUCGUUAUGUCUGGGCCGACCUCCAGGGGUAGAAGACAUCGAUAUUGAUGCUCGAUACCCGGCUUGCCUGAGCGAUCUUCAAAUGAGAGAGUUGCAGCAAGACUCGGCUGCGGAUCUCGAUGCGAUGGGGGAUGAACCAGACAACUGUACGAUGUCUGGGUUCGUGGCUUUGACCAAGCUUUGCAAAAUUGCAGGUCAGGUUGCGCAUCUGUUGUUGAGGAAAAAGCUACCCGAUUCAAGUGAGGACGAUUCGGUUGAGAAGGCCGUGAAAACGCUCGAUAAAUCCCUCGAAGACUGGUUCUCGCAUGAUCUGCCCGCCAAGUAUAAGGACGCUUCCCCAUCCAAAGCUGUUCAACAGAUGUCAGCAGUAUUGUCAAACACCUUCUUCACUAUCCAGAUCACCCUGCACCGUCACUUCAUCUUCUCGGCAAACACCUCGUCCCCGGAUCUAAACACCGACGCAUUGUCCAAAUGUGUGGACACUGCGCUCUCAAUGAUCCGAGUUGUAGCCAAUCGAGGAGUACUGAUCCCACCUUCUCACCAUCUGUCCAUCAUGUGCCAGUAUCUCUGGUCAUCGGGUAUCAUCCUCCUUAUCUGCAAGAAACGUCUAAUCUCUCCCUAUAAUCUGCCACCCGGACACAUCGCCAACGACAUCAAUGCCUGUCGUCGAAGUUUGGCUGAACUCGAUCAAGUCUGGCCAGGCACACGACGCCUACGUCAGCUGCUGGACGAGGUCGAUGCUGUCUCCGAACCCAGCUCAACGGUAUCGCUGGGCGAAACGAACCUGGAACCGGAUCCCGCUGUCAUCAGGAGAGUACUGCCUGAUGAAGGGCUGCACGCACGGGGUGGACCUCUACUCAAAGCAGCGAUAGCGAGGAGGGAGAGGGGCGAUUACGUGGGUGCAAACGCUCAAGCCAUCUCUUGGACUAGCCCUACCAGUCCGAUAGUCUCGCCUCCUGCUUCUCAAGCAAACGAAUUCCACAUCUCACCAACCAGUCAAACACGUGCACCUUCCAAUCCCCCUCCUCGACUUGACGCUUCUUCCUCGACCGUCACAGCGGUGGAAUUGCCGAUCCACACUCAGGACUUCAGUCAAUGUCUCGAUUCUGCCUCUUUCGAUUUCACGGACAACACGACAAACACUAUAGGGAUAAGCAACACCUUCGAUGCCGGCAAUUUACUUCAAGCCUUUUUCAAUGGCACAGGCAUUGACGUCGACUCUUUCUGGUCAGGCUUGAAUGAUGUUCAACAGCCAUCGGGAGGAACUGCCGUGGCAAGUGAAGCUGGCAACGGUGGUGGUAUGUUUGGAAGUAACGGAGGCACUAGUGGAGGAGGAGGUGAUGCAUAUGGAUAUGGAAAUCCAGCGACUGGUGCAAGCAAUGAUGUGUGGAUAACUCAAGCUGGAGGCGGUUUGUACGGUGGUGGGGAAGGUGGUGGUGGUGCGAGUGUAAUGGCACCCAAUCAGUGGAGCGGUGGAGGGAACAGCUCUGGGACUGCGACCGUACUGUUUAGCGAAUUUGAUUUCAUGGGCAGUACUGGUGGACAGAGGAGUUGA
Messenger RNA from Kwoniella botswanensis, 3015 nucleotides. RefSeq lists its product as uncharacterized. Gene Ontology annotation, biological process: regulation of DNA-templated transcription; DNA-templated transcription. The transcript is spliced from 6 exons. The record is from RefSeq and is a predicted model, not a curated record. Lineage: Eukaryota; Fungi; Basidiomycota; Tremellomycetes; Tremellales; Cryptococcaceae. Gene Ontology annotation, molecular function: DNA binding; zinc ion binding; DNA-binding transcription factor activity, RNA polymerase II-specific. The coding region runs from base 1 to 3015 and encodes 1004 amino acids.